AACGGGCGAGCUCGCGCACACACACACACACACACAUACACACGUCGCGUGCCUCGCGCUGCGGGACCGGAGUUUAUAAACAAGCAGAGCGGGCAAGCCGGCCUCGAGGGGGGCAUGCCCGGGCACAGACACGACGAGCGGCGCUGACAAAGGCGGACGGCAGGCGGGAGAAAGCGGUCGUCGAGCUGGACUUACGCUUUUUUUUUACACGAGUUAUGGUUAAACGUCCCGAUGUCAUCGAUGGAGAGCACGGGGACGGACAAGUAGCGGGGAGUCUACCGCUGAGGCGUCGGAUGGAUGAUGAGGAGGAGGACAUGUCGCUGCCCAUCUCACAGCUCAGGGUGUUGCCCAUCGGGGGCGUCAAAUGCGAAGAGCGAGCGUCGCAGAUCGCAGCCGGACAGGCCCUGGCCGCCGUCACCGCCGCCGUGGCCACGUCGCAGGGCCACGGCAACAACGGCAUCAACGCGCUGCCCCGCAGCGUACACCGGCAGCCCCGCGCACCUGUUAACGGCAGCGUGGGAUUGCCCUUACAUCUUCCUGCUCAGUUUGUGCCCAUGGAGGACCGGGGAGAAAGGCAGAUCGCUGAAGAGGAGGACAGAGGGGAGGAGGACGAUAGAAGGGCCCAGAGGCCCGAGGUGGAGCCCGCGGGCGAGAGCGUCGAGGUCCAAAUUGGCCGUAAGCUCCGAGAGCUUGGGGACAAGUUCCACCAGGAUCACAUUGAGCUGUUCAUGAGGCACCAGAGACAGCACCUGCCCGUGUGGAUGCGCCUUACAAUCGCCUUCUUUGGCUUUCUGUUCCCGAGGCAGGCUCUCGUGCCGCGCCUGGGAGGACGGCAGCGAUGAAGGGACUCUCAGCCGGCCUUCGCGCGAAUCGCCUCGCGCUCUCCGACUCGAACCAAGGACUCGAAGUUUAAAGAGAUGGCACUGUAAGAUGGAAACGACGGGUUUGGAUUUCGUUUUCUAACUGAAUAUGAAGAUGAGAUGAAGAAGACACUGGUCGCCGCUGGACGGAGACUGAUUACUGUUUUCCUUUUUUUUUUUUCUUUUGUUUGUUUGUUUAUUUGUUUUGUUUCACCUCUCCGAGAAGAAGCCAUUUUGUUUGAAGAGAUAUUUUGGAAAUAUUUGUAAGAUGACCUAUUUUCUACAGCAAACUGCUCUUUUUAUUCUGGUGCGUCGACUCCUGAAGGACCUCCAUCUGUCCAGGGAAUGCCUUACUCUCUCCUGCCGCAGUGAAAUGCCAUUUUGCAUCAAAAAAAAUAAAAAAAAUCAUGCAAGAGAGAGAAAGAAAGAGAGAGAGAGAGAAAGAUUAACGUUUAAGUCGCUUUCGGGUGACGAGACUGUGGACAAGUCUGCGCUGAAGUUACUGACGCGAAACUCUCAAGAAAGAGACUCCAGGCACAUUUCUGAGUUAUCCUCCUAAAGACGAAAGAACGCCCUUCUGCUCACCGUUCACCUCUCCACACAUUGGCAACCUUAAAACCGUAGCUCUGGCUCAAAUCAGCCUGCCGGUGUGUCACUCAUCCGCAGACGCCGUCUACGGUCCGCCGUGCAGAUUCAGGCUCUGCUAAAAGGAACCUACUUGAAUUGCACGUUCCAAAGAGAUUCAGGGCACAUCGUUUUAAAAGAUCUGAUGCAGUAAUAGCUUACCGGGGGGUGGGUGGGGGUGGGUCCUGUAUAUCCUGACGCCAAACAAGCACAAACAAACACCCAGAAGCCUCACUCUGUCUGGGAUUUACGAUCAGGGGGUCUGAGAACAAUCACCUGGAAAGCCUCGGGUCAAAGGCCAUCGGUUUCCACACGUUCAGUCGCUCACCUGGCUGGAUCGACAAUCGCAAGUUUUGCCCCUUUGCAAGCCAGUGGAACAGAUGCAUCGGCAAUCAAAAGGCUCCCCCGCACUGUUUCAAACGCGAGAUGUCCCACAAUGCCAGCUUUCCUUCUGUACAGUGUCAAAAAUGUCGUAGAAACGUCGGUUUCCACGAGACUUGUGCAACAACUCACACCAACACAGCCACUAUUUGUCGAUGUAAAUUCUGGGAUAAUAUUGUUAAAGAUUGCUCCUUUUUGGUAUUAUAUUGGUUAUAGAGUCGUUAUAUAAACAUUUGAAGACACUGAUUGUUUUUUUUUUUUUGUUUCUUCGGGGAGUAGUUAGCAGCCGUGCUAUCAUAGAAAUCUCACUCAUUCAGCUGGAUUUGGUAAAGAAAAGAUGAUCAUGAAGUGUGUCACAUGCUGUCAAGUUAUUUUAUUUUUUUUGCUUUUUUUUGUUUGUUUCGUUUGCUAUGAGAGUAGCCGAGUUUGUUUCCUGCAAACACUGAACGCUGAGCCAGUUAAGAUGGUAUUGAUACACACUGUCGUCUGCAGUCCACGGCGCCACCAGGUGCGCUCUCUUAACUACUCCCUGGGUCCUCUCGAAGACAAGUUUCAUUUGUUGGUUCAUUUGAAGUAAUUUAUUCUAAUUUAUUUUUGUGCGUACCUGCUCAGUGCUACUGUUUAGACGCCGUCUCGGCUUGUACAGUCCUUUCUUUUUUUUUUUUCCUCCUCGCCGUCAGGGAGCGUUUCACUUUUCAGAGCCCUGCGUGUGAGUAGGUUGGACUAAAGCCAUGUGCCUCGUGCUCUCUCUCUCUCUCUCUCUCUCUCUCUUACGCGCAAAACGCCGCGAGUCGUCGCAAGUCGAAAGGCGAAAUGAAAAGACAAUCAAAACGUACAAAAAAAAAAAAAAAACGUGUGCCUUGUGAGUAAAAAGACCUGCCCCCCCCCCGACAUCAUCCUCAUCAGCACUCGGCAUAGUUUACCUCCGGGUUUCUCCGUUUCACAAAUCUCCCCCAUCAGCUCGCGAGGCACAGGCUCAACCUUUUUGACACCUCUCGGCACGAACGGCGACCUCCCUCUCCUUCUUCACCCUCUCAAAACCAGAAGCGACUGUUUUUGCAACAUGCACUGUAAAAAGAGUUCUUUCUAUUUCUUUUUUUUUUUUAUCUGUAUACUGUAUUUGCGACCCCUCUCUUUCUACUUCUGCGCUGGACUUUCCCUCUAGACUGCUGGAACCCUUUUCUCUGUGAUAAGCCGGAUCCGCCCGGCUCAUCCGGGUUAUUUCGUGCUUUAUGAACUGCACUCUAGUGAGGCUUUGAAGGGGGGUGUGGGGGGGAUUGAGCCACCGCGGUGCCCAGUAUUGUUUCUGUUUUCAGACGGGUUGAACAGCCGCUCGACCUGAGCCUGCCAUCGUUUUCUGACGUUUCCACCUCGGCUCGAGGGAAGACGUUUCUGUUCGGUCCUUCGGUGUCUUUGAUAUCAAUAUCGAUUUGUUUUGGAAAAGCCGAGAAAGACUGUCAAGUGAUGUGAUUUGUGGUUUUUCUAUACAUUUAACCUUGAAUUUGAAACACCGGUUGCUAUCUUUAUACAAUGAAAUUUUUUUACACGCUGUUUUUUUUUUUUUUUUGUAAGAAGAAAGAACUUGCAACGCGACGUUUUGCGGUUUUCUAUGGUUACAAUUUUCAACAUAUGACAUUCUUGAUUUUUUUUUUUUUUUUUUUUUGGAUAUUGCAAUGUCUGCUGUGUCACUCAGUUAAAGGGCUUUUUAAUAUAUGUAAAUGGAGUAAAAAAAUGCAUGUCCAACAUUCCUGGAGAUGAAAUCUAUAUCCUAAAAGAUCUGAAUGUAACUUAAUUGAGUGAGAAUCACAAUAUCUCUUUUACUACAUGAACUGAACGGGGGGGACUGUUCUCCGGAGCUCAGCGCGCACGCCGCCGUAUCGUCUUCAACCUUUCGCUUUCUUCGCGUACAGAGUGGUCUCAAGGAUUUCACACUCGUGUGUCCUAAUGAAGUGAGACCCAGUCCAGAUGUAGCAGUUUCUUUUUUGAUGAAAGCAUUGGCUGUGUUAUCUUUGGGACUGCUCUGCGUCUCCUGUGCAGAUUUUGAACCACGCAGGACACUGGAGCGACUGAGGGAUUUAGAGGAGGAGGGCAGGGGGGGGGGAUGUUUGUUCUUUUUCUAGUGCAAUAUGCUGUACAUAAGAGCUUGGCUCACCAAAUCUUACAGUUUCUCUUAAUUUUGUUUUGUUGUUACAUGGGUACAUUGCUGUUUUGAUUUCUAUUAAAACUUUAUGAACUAUC
This is a messenger RNA of Fundulus heteroclitus (mummichog), 4103 nucleotides long. RefSeq names its product BCL2 modifying factor 2 (gene bmf2). Gene Ontology annotation, cellular component: myosin complex. The coding region runs from base 216 to 842 and encodes 208 amino acids. NCBI's taxonomy places the organism in Eukaryota, Metazoa, Chordata, Actinopteri, Cyprinodontiformes, Fundulidae. Gene Ontology annotation, biological process: apoptotic process; negative regulation of autophagy; positive regulation of apoptotic process. The transcript has 4 exons. The record is from RefSeq and is a predicted model, not a curated record.